Dermochelys coriacea (leatherback sea turtle) is the source of this 2719-nucleotide messenger RNA. RefSeq names its product lysophosphatidic acid receptor 4 (gene LPAR4). The transcript has 4 exons. Gene Ontology annotation, biological process: positive regulation of Rho protein signal transduction; phospholipase C-activating G protein-coupled receptor signaling pathway. Gene Ontology annotation, cellular component: membrane. Lineage: Eukaryota; Metazoa; Chordata; Testudines; Dermochelyidae. The record is from RefSeq and is a predicted model, not a curated record. Gene Ontology annotation, molecular function: lysophosphatidic acid receptor activity. The coding region runs from base 782 to 1831 and encodes 349 amino acids.
AAUCAGCCCAAUGACUGGUGACUAAAAGCACAGAGGACUGGGCGGGAUCACAGCUACUAAUAAUGCCUUCUUAUCCAAUGAAAAACAUUUCCCAUUGAGACCCCCAAGAGUUCCCCCUGCCCACAGAUCCUGCAUAGACACUGGGCCUUUUCUUGCGUCCUGUUUCCUAAGGCAUGAUGGCUGCAACAUUCUGCAGUUUCUCUCCCCUAACAAAGGAAUGGAGAUAACUGCGAGUAGCCUCAAUUUUAAAGGAUGAACGACAAUCCGUAAAAAGCUAGAGCAGGCAGAUUUUACUUAUGGGAUUAAACAAACCUUCAUUUAAAAAAAAAAAAAUGGAUAAGUCUAUGGACUGCCAGAGAGGAAUCUGUCUGAAAACUGCUAACUAGGUAGCUGUCGGGCGGCAUGCUAUCUUUAGCCCUGUAUCUCUUGGAAAACAUCUGAAUGUUGGCUUCGAUCUCAUUUGUCAUGCCACACAGCCAACAGCUAUCAGCUAAAGAUAAUCAUAAUGUAUCCAAUACCACCUACAAUUUGCUAUUUAAUCUGUAUUGCCACAAGAUCUCUUUUUGAUGCAACUCCAACUCCUGACUAGUGGUUUCAUCUGUCAAAAAUGCUCUAUAGUUUUACCUGACAGGAUGACAGGACAUAACAAAUAUGAGGCACCAGAGAUUCAAGCCACAACAUUAGAAUAUGUUUCUUAAGGAAGAGCAUGCUCACUAACUUAUUUUAUGGAUGCCACUGAAUUCAGCAUUGAAGGGCUCCAAAAGCACGUCACAAACCUGGAAUGGGAAACCACAGCAAUAAUCAUACCUGUUUGACAGAUGAUUCCUUUAAAUACAACCUGUAUGGGGCCGUAUACAGCGUGGUAUUCAUCCUUGGCUUGAUCACAAACUGUUCCUCUUUGUUUGUUUUCUGCUGUCGAAUGAAAAUGCGAAGCGAGACAACUAUUUUCAUGACAAACCUUGCUGUCUCUGACUUGCUGUUUGUAUUCACUUUGCCUUUUAAAAUAUUUUAUAAUUUCAACAGGCACUGGCCUUUUGGGGACACUCUGUGUAAGAUUUCAGGGACUGCAUUUCUCACCAACAUAUAUGGCAGUAUGCUGUUCCUCACCUGCAUUAGUGUCAACCGUUUCCUGGCUAUUGUCUACCCAUUCAGAUCUCGUACCAUUCGGACAAGGAGAAAUUCAGCCAUUGUGUGUGGAGGAGUCUGGAUACUAGUCCUCAGUGGAGGAAUUUUAGCCUCCUUGUUCUCCACAACCAACGUCUCCAACACUAGCACAACCUGCUUUGAGGGUUUUUCCAAAAUUGUUUGGAAGACCUAUUUGUCUAAGAUCACUAUAUUUAUUGAAGUGGUAGGAUUCAUAAUUCCUUUGCUAAUCAACCUCACAUGCUCUUCACUGGUUCUGAGGACUCUCCGGAAACCUGCUACAUUAUCUCAGAUUGGGACAAACAAAGAGAAAGUAUUAAAGAUGAUCAUUGUGCAUGUAGCCAUUUUUGUAGUAUGCUUUGUGCCCUACAAUUCCAUACUUUUCUUAUAUGCUCUUGUGCGAUCUCAAGCCAUAGCAAACUGCUCCUUGGAGAGAUUUGCUAGGACAAUGUACCCAAUCACAUUAUGCAUUGCAACAAUGAAUUGCUGCUUUGACCCAUUCAUUUAUUACUUCACAUCAGAAUCUUUUCAAAAGUCUUUCAAUAUACACCCCCAAAUACAAAUGGACUCCAUUUCCAAGACAGAAACACCUCUAACAAUGAAGACUGCACUGCCUGCAAUACAGGAGGAAGUGACUGACCAGGCUAUAACAAAUGGAGGUGACCCAACUGCUGAAUCACAUUUUUAAUGGCUUGUUUACACAACACAUAGCGUUAUUCCUGAUUAACUAUCCCUGAUUCACUCCCAGGGGUGAAAGUAGGCCAGUACAGUGUAAUGGUAAGAAGCCGGUACUGGCCUGUAUGCAGCUGGCUUUAAAGUGCUGCUGUGGCAGUGCAUUAACGUCGCGACUCCUUUUGCCCCGCCAUUGGCGGCCCUGCUGGAAGGGACCUUACCAGCAGGGCCGCUGAUGGGAGGGGAAAAAGAGGCAGCUGCCCUGGUGAUUUAAAAGGGCCCAGGGCUCCUGGCCACCGCUGCUGCUACCGGGGCAGCGGCCGGAGCCCUGGGCCCUUUUAAAUCGCCGCCGGAGUCCCGGCCGGCACGGAACAGGCAUCACGGAUGGGCUGGCUGGGGGAGGCUGAUCCCCAGCCCCGCCCCUUCCAGAGCAGGCCCCCAUACUGGUAAGUGCUGAAUAUUACUUUCACCCCUGUUCACUACACCUAUGGAUAUUCUUAUUCCAAAAUAAGAGUGCCUUGUUCCUGUUUAUCUUAACUCACUUGAAUUUCGCUUUCAAAUGGUCCACAUUUGGAGUUAAUUGGGGAUUUCUCCAUGUGAAGAUAAGCCCAUCGGAUAACAGGUUUCUCAAUUUUGAGAACUCAAGAUAUGCAAGUCCAGGUAGAUCUCUCUCUGGAGAUUAUUUAUGGAGGGAAUGGAGCGGAUUCUUGCAUUGAACGAUGCCAAAAUUUGGUAUGUUUUCCUAGGAUUAAACAUGGGACCAGUCAGGAAAUAUAAAAACUUUAUCUUACUUUAGAAAUCUCAGUCAAUUUUUUCCUGCCUUCUGAAAAUACAGGAUAUGUUAACUCAAUUUCACACCUAUGUAUGUUUUCUUUCAAACAUAUAAUAAAAACUUUCAGCUUUA